Molecule: messenger RNA, 1080 nt
Organism: Sungouiella intermedia
Lineage: Eukaryota; Fungi; Ascomycota; Pichiomycetes; Serinales; Metschnikowiaceae
Source: the annotation of a GenBank genome assembly
AUGCUCCAGGCCCGUCAACUCGGCAAAGAAUUAUAUGUGGGUGUUCAUACUGAUGAAGAUAUCCUAUACAACAAAGGUCCGGUCGUGAUGAAGCUUGAUGAGAGAAUGACUGCUGUUCAGGCUUGUAAAUGGUGCACUAAGGCAGUAGAGGGUGCUCCAUACGUUACAGAUCCCAAAUACAUGGCCGACCAUGGAUGCAAGUACGUUGUCCAUGGCGACGACAUAACUACUGAUGCAAAUGGCGAAGAUUGCUACCAAGAAGUCAAGGAUUUAGGCCUCUUUGUUGUGGUCAAAAGAACCCCUAACAUCUCUACCACUGAUCUCGUGGGCAGAAUGCUCUUGAUGAGCAAAAAUCACCACUACAACUCCAUAAAGUCGCUAGCAGGCGUCGAAACACAUCCUCUCUUUGCCAAAGAUGGCCACUUGGAUCGGUUCGUUCAGUAUGCUACUGACAGUACAGGACUUACUAAAGGGUCUGGAGUCUACGUCAAUGUGGACGGAGAGCCAUCAUUCAAGACAGUUGUGGAACCUUCCGAGGCCAUUGAUGCCAAAUUCAAGUCCAAUAUCGUAUAUGUGGACGGAGGAUUUGACUUGUUCCAUCCAGGUCAUGUCGAAGCUUUGCGUCUUGUUCGUGAAGAGGCCGAAAAGAGAAACGCAGCAGUGGUGGUGGGACUCCAUGACGACAGGGUUAUCAACCAAUACAAGGGACUUAACUAUCCCAUCAUGAAUCAGUUUGAGCGUGCGUUGUGUGUUCUACAGUGUCGCCAUGUGGAUGCUGUGGUGAUUGGUGCACCAUACGUUCCUACCACGGAGCUUUUGGCUAAAUUCACGGGCCAGGUGUCUGUGGUGUUCCAUGGCCCCACUCAGAUUGAUGAGGGGGUUUACGAUAAUGUCCUCUCCGUGUUUAAGGAGAUUGGUCCCCACAAAUAUGACGAGAUGAACACAGAGUUUAUUGUCAAUAGAGUGUUGAGCAACAAGGCAGCUUACGAGGAAAGACAACGCCGCAAGGGAUGGAAGGCUGAGGUAGAGCAGAAGUUGAGAGUCGAGGAAUUAAAGGCUGGAGAGCAGAAGAGACAAUAG